CAUUGAAUCAUCACAGAAUAAUUUACUCUAUAGUAUGUCCCAUGUAUUAUGGUGAUAAGUGAUAAUUGAUAAGACAUGAACGAAAUUGAUAUAACUUACAAUUUUAUGUCUUCACAACAGUAUUGAUUUGUAUAUUUUCAUUUCUCUUUGAAGUGGUGCAGCAUCAUGCCAGCCUAUCAUUCUAGUAUAAAAGAUUACCAGCAAUUGACUGGAAAUAUGGCAAUAGUUCCAAUAAAGUCUCAAUACAAAGGCCCUGCGCCUUUGCUCAGCCCAACAACUGCAGACAUGGAUAUAAUUGAUGAGGCGUUAUCUUUUUUUAAAGCAAAUGUUUUUUUCAGAUCCUACGAAGUUAAGAGUGAAGCUGAUCGUGUUGUGAUUUAUAUUACUUUAUAUAUAACUGAGUGUUUAAAAAAACUUCAGAAAUGUCAAAGCAAAGAUCAAGGAAUGUCUGAAAUGUAUUCAUUGGCACUUUAUAGAUUUGAUAUACCUGGAGAGGCUGGGUUUCCAUUAAACUCAGUUUAUGCUAAACCGUCAUCAACUGGUGAAGCAGAUAUUAUGCGUCAAUAUUUGGAGCAAUUACGAAAGGAAACUGGCCGAAGAGUUUGUGAAAAAGUGUUUUCAACUGACGAUGGAAAACCAUCUAAAUGGUGGUUAUGUUUUGCUCGUAAGAAGUUUAUGGAAAAAUCAUUGCUUGCUCCAGGUCAAUAAUCUACUCAACAUUUAAUAAGGGCUUGCAUUAUAAUUUUCAUUGGUUGAGCAAACUAUUAAUGCGUAUUUUAUUUUUGUAUUUAUGUCUGCUCUUA
Molecule: messenger RNA, 803 nt
Organism: Melanaphis sacchari
Lineage: Eukaryota; Metazoa; Arthropoda; Insecta; Hemiptera; Aphididae
Gene: Arpc3A
Product: actin-related protein 2/3 complex subunit 3
Exons: 5
Coding region: 166-708 (180 amino acids)
Biological process (GO): Arp2/3 complex-mediated actin nucleation; regulation of actin filament polymerization
Cellular component (GO): Arp2/3 protein complex; cytoskeleton
Molecular function (GO): actin filament binding
Source: RefSeq, a predicted model, not a curated record